Phasianus colchicus (ring-necked pheasant) is the source of this 1266-nucleotide messenger RNA. RefSeq names its product LHFPL tetraspan subfamily member 5 (gene LHFPL5). NCBI's taxonomy places the organism in Eukaryota, Metazoa, Chordata, Aves, Galliformes, Phasianidae. Gene Ontology annotation, cellular component: plasma membrane. Gene Ontology annotation, biological process: sensory perception of sound; detection of mechanical stimulus involved in sensory perception. The record is from RefSeq and is a predicted model, not a curated record.
GCGGCCCUCCCCGCCCCGCACCGCCGCUCUCCGCUCUCAUCUGGCGCUGCGGGGCCCCGGGAGGCGGCGAACCCCCCCGUUUUCCCCCCGGCCAUGCCCAAGCUGCUGCCGGCUCAGGAGGCGGCGCGAAUCUAUCACACCAACUACGUGCGAAAUGCACGGGCCAUGGGUGUGCUGUGGGCCCUGUUCACGCUCUGCUUCUCCAUCCUGAUGGUGGUGACCUUCAUCCAGCCCUACUGGAUCGGCGACAGCAUCGACACGCCGCAGGCUGGCUACUUCGGCCUCUUCUCCUACUGCAUCGGCAACGCGCUCACUGGAGAGCUCAUCUGCAAGGGAAGCCCGCUGGAUUUCGGUACCAUCCCCUCCAGUGCCUUCAAAACGGCGAUGUUCUUUGUGGGCAUCUCCACCUUCCUCAUCAUCGGCUCUAUCCUCUGCUUCAGCCUCUUCUUCUUCUGUAACGCCGCCACCGUCUACAAAGUGUGUGCCUGGAUGCAGCUGGCGGCGGCCACUGGGCUGAUGAUCGGGUGCCUCAUCUACCCUGACGGCUGGGACUCGAGCGAGGUGAAGCGCUUGUGUGGGGACAAGACAGACAAAUACACGUUGGGCGCCUGCACGGUGCGCUGGGCCUACAUCCUCUGCAUCAUCGGCAUCCUUGAUGCCCUCAUCCUCUCCUUCCUGGCCUUUGUGCUGGGGAAUCGCCAGGACAACCUCCUGCCAUCGGAUUUUAAAGUGGAAAGCAAAGAGGAGGGCAAUGAAUGACAGCACUGAUCACUGUGUGACUGCUACAGUGAUUCUGACGUUUCUUGCACGUGCAACACCACCAGCACGGCUGCAGGAUUACUGGUGCUGUAUUCAGAUGGAGUUUGUUUGGGGCUGAACGGGAAACAGGCUUUGCUUUGCCUCCAUCUGGGAGAAUGUAAAUCCUUGCCAGGUGACAGCAUAAAAUGUGAUGCUGUGCUCUACUCGGCAACAGCGACUUCUCUCCCAGGGCUACCUGGAGCUCUUUGCAUCACUUCAGGAGAUGUGAUUCUUUCGAGUGACUUUUCCUAUGUGUACCAUUACCUCUGGACUUUCUACGGCUUUCAGCUCUCAUGGAAUUUGUGUGAUGGGAAGAGACUCACGGGACAUCAGCUUUUGUUGGUUUUUUUUGUUGUUGGUUUUUUGGGUUUUUUUUUUGAGUCCAUAGGGGGAGGUCUGGGGCCACGAUUUGCUGUCUCUUGGGGUUUGUACAUCUUUUGACAAAAUGACAUCUGAAUUAAAAGCUGG